AUUGAGAGUGAGUUGGCUCUGCAGUGCCAACCCAGCAUCAAGCCUGCUCAGUUUAGCUUGCUAGAGUGUUUACUGGAUGCGAUCUGCAGAAGAGAGAGAGAGAGGAUGACAGCUUUCUGCUGAAUGGAUGCUUGGUCCAAAUAGAAGGGGGAGGGGAGAGAGAGAGAGGUGUGUCUCUGCGUGUGGCGUGUUCCCCCCUUAAGAAAUUGCUCUAUUCUCUCCAUAGAGCCUCUGUGACCACACACUUGGUAAAGAACUCCAGAGCACGAGGACAGGUCAAAGGCAAUAAAUUUGAAUGCCAGCCCUCCCAUUUGAAUGCCAGCUCUGCCCAGGAACCUCAGCUUUGACAUGAAUGGAUCACAGGGGCACGAGCGUAGCUUGUCCUCCUUAUCCAGUUUGAGCCAGAGCUAAGACACCACCUUUUGCUGAUUGACGUUGUGUUACUCCUGCUGCUCUGCUGCGCCUCCAUUGGCAACUUGAAAAUUGGAUCUUAACCUCAGCAUAGAGGAAGUGAUAACAGCAGUUGCAUUUACUGCUAAAACUGAACUUAAGUUCUGAGCAACUUACAAGGAAAUUCAGCUGUCGCUUCCAGGAGGCAAGAGAAUUCUAGGAGGCAAGACAGUUAUCACGUUUUGCAAAGGAUUCUUUGAUUUGAAAUAACAGAGUAUGACAUUAUUGCUUUUUCUUCCCUGAAGUCUUGACUCCUGGAAAUUACACCCGAACAAGAAGGUUAGCGAACACUUUAACUAAUUGGGAUGCCUGCAUGGCAACAUUGCUGAUGCUUAACAGAAACAGAGGGAUGAGGACUCGCCUUGGCUGCCUGUCUCACAAAUCGGACUCAUGCAGCGAUUUCACAGCCAUCUUGCCAGACAAACCUAACCGGGCUUUGAAAUUAUCAACAGAAGAAGCUACAAGAUGGGGAGACUCUUUUGAUGUCCUCCUCUCCCACAAAUAUGGAGUGGCUGCAUUUCGUGCCUUUUUGAAGACAGAAUUCAGCGAGGAAAACCUAGAGUUCUGGUUGGCUUGUGAGGAGUUCAAAAAGACAAGGUCUACUGCUAAACUGGCAUCCAAGGCCCAGCGGAUUUUUGAAGAAUUUGUUGAUGUGCAAGCACCACGAGAGGUGAACAUAGACUUCCAGACACGGGAGGUGACAAGACGGAACAUACAAGAGCCCUCAUCUUCCUGUUUUGACCAGGCUCAGGGGAAAAUCCACAGCCUUAUGGAAAAAGACUCUUAUCCCAGGUUCCUGAGGUCCAAAAUUUACACAGACCUGCUAUCUCAAACCCAGAGAAGGCUCAGCUAAAGCAGGGCUGGAGCUGGGGAGCUUUCCCUCCUUAGUCACCAUGAGCUUCCUGCACUGGGCCAAAUCCAUUUCCAUAUGUGAAUUCAAGUUCAUUGGUGUUGCAACAGCAGUAGAAUGAGAGGAGGAAUGGAAGAAAAUGGAGAAACUGGGCUGUGUAUAUGUGUAAAAACAUUUCACAAUGUAAGUCCAAUGGUCUCUUUGUGGUCCUCAUUUGUGUGCACAGGCACGUCUUGUUUUUAACUGAAGCACAUGUACACAAAGAGCAACGAAAUCAUUUGCAGCCGAUGCUCUUUUUUUGGAGUGUAACAUCUGGCCUAUACUAUAUGCUGAGUUCACCAGUCACAAAGUGAAGCUUGCUAAAAUGUUACUACACCAGGCCUGUCUGUAAAUAAUCAGCAGCAAUGGGCAACAGGCAGCAAAACUCAGAUCACAGAAUGAGUUCCUACAGAAUGUAGGAAGAGGUUGCCGUUGUUAGAAAAGUCCAGAGAUCAAGGCUGGAAAUUGAAGAUACAAUGUAGAAAGAACAAGACAGAUCACAAAUUCUAUCUUUAGUCAGAAUAGUAGCUAAUAAUACAUAAAUUAGGGUAUAGGAUGGUGGCGGGCAACAAACAAACAACUAGGUUGCAGACAAAAAAAGACAAGUAAGACCAAAGCUUAUGUGUUCCUUUGGUUAUUUAUUGCCAUUUUGCAAAGAAUGGGAGACCUGACCCAAGACAUUUCAUCUAGUCAGAUUUAGAUGCAAACAGUGACACUUGCUUAUCCAAAUCAAGGUACAGAAUACCGAAAGCUAGACACAGUGUUUUGGCACAUGAAGCAGAAACUCCCCAAAACACCAAUUAAGGAACUAUGUUAAAUGGCCUUUUGAAACACCAAAAAUCUACUCCCUCAGGCAGAUGUCUCACUCUGCUCAAUGGUAGGGCCAUACUUGAUCAACAAUCAAUCUUGGAUCCCAACUGGAGUUUGAAAAGAUAGUAAACCUGCAAUCAAUUCUCUUUUUAUAUAUAUAUUUGCAUUCAAAUAUUUUAUUUCAAUCAAUAACCAGCAUUAAAUCAAACUGUAAACGGUAAAUAAAACAUAUGGUUAGGCAUUAAAAUACAACUUUUAAAAGCAGAGUUAAGAGACAGUAUUAAAUAUGAGAGUUAAAACAGUAUUAAAUAUUUCUAUGUUCAAAUAACAAUAAAAGCUAAGAUAAAAUAAUAAAACAUUUUAAGACUGUGACACCAUCUUGCGCCCGCAAGCUAUUGCUGCUGCACAGAAGCUUGCAACUUUAGCAGUUAUUUCAGAAGAUUUUGCCAUCCCCCCCCCCCCCCAUAAAGAUCAAGUAGACAGAAUAUAUUGCAAAUAACAAAAAUAACUUUCUGGCUUUGCACCGCACAUUUUAGUGCAAAUAUUAUGACACAAUUAGUGUUCAAUGGAGCAUGUAUGUCAUCAUAUGCUGUUUACGGGUAAGAAAUUCUAGACUAAUCCUUACCCAAGGUCCCACAGCACUAUUUCCCUGUAUAUUUGGAUAUUCACCAAUGUAUUAUUAUUAUUAUUAUUAUUAUUAUUAUUAUUAUUAUAUUUAUUUAUGUAUUUAUUUAUUUAUAUUAUAACCCACCUUUCUCCCCAAGGGGACUCAAGGUGGGUAACAGCCACACACUUGGAUGAAUUUAAACAUACUGAUGAAGUAAGGCUGAGAUAAGCAUUUCUGUCCAUUUGGACAACUAUUUCACAGGCUGAAGAACCUGUGCACAUGUGGCAGUGCAUGAACUCACUCUUAGGUCAAAAGCUCAGCUUUCUAUGGUUUUGUAUUAGUAUGACCCUGAAGCAUUCUCUACCUCUUGAAAAUGCUGUCCCUUAUUCAUUUACACAGAACACAAAUUCAACAGCCAUUGCAAAUAGUUUUGCAUUUCAAACCAAAUAUGAACACUGUUCUUUCUCCUUUUCAUUUGAAAUGUCAGCUCGGCCCCCUUUGCAAAGAAUGGAAACUGAAGCUAGGAACAAAAAUGGCACUCCCUCUGUGUGAAAUGCUGGUCCUGGAAUGGAAUUUUAAAUAUUUUUUUUAAAAAAAAUUACAGGGUAAAGAGCAAAAGGCUUUCUCUAAGAAAUAAACAAAAAUCUGAAAAAAAUCAGUACUUUUCCAUUAUCCGAGUGGAGGCCAAAAGAGCAGAGGCUAGAAAGAGAAGGAUAGUUCAUUUUACAAGAGGAAAGGGUGUUUGAAGGAGUAAAUCAUUUCCCCCUGUUUUCCUGUUAUUCCCCCUACCCAUGUUGCCAUUGUGAAAACAACUCUCAUUUAUUAUAUGGGAAAGGGGUGGGGUGGGAUAACCAGUGAAAACAUGGGAAAUUGAUCUCCUCCUUGGACUAUCCUUCUCUGUCUAGUGCCUCCUUUUGGCCUCCCUGGAUAAUGAGACAGUACCAAAAGAUCUAUAAGAUAUUCUCACCUGAUUAAUUGUGGCCAGUUUUGCUAUGGGAGAAAAGAUUUGAUUUUCCAGGUGCUAGGAACAGUCUUCAGAAACCUUUCCAAUUGCAAGACUCAUCAUUGGCCUUUGCCGGCCAGGGCUGAUAGGAAUUGUCCAACUCAUCGAAGGGUACCAUGUUGGAGAGGGUUGUCCUAAAGAAGGAGGAGUUACACCCAAGUUUACAAAUUCUUUACACAAUUCACUAGACAUUAAUGAAAACUUCCAUUCUCUGCUUUCCUGCACCAAUGGACCAAGGUGGCACUGAAUUCUACCAUUAUAUUAUUUAUAAUCGUCAUUGACUGUUAUUUAUUGUUCACAAACUCAUGCUGGUGCUCUGCAAACAUGCAAGCAUAUAUAGUUCCUGCUCAAAGGGUACUUGCUUAGGCAACAACCAUCUUUUGCAGAUGAAAAUCCAAAUCUUGAAGCUGUUUGAGUAUGUGAAUAUAGCUACUAGAUAUUGUGCAGUAUUUACAUCUAUCUCCUCACAAUACAGGAGCAUGCCCAAUUCUGUAUGUAUUAUGCAUAUGUUGUAUUUUAGUACCUAAGAUACACAACUUAAAAUAGACUUUAUGUAGACACCCGCUGUUUGCUAAUGCUCCAAAACUCUGCAGAAAACAAAUAUUUUAUAAUAGACUUUGUGCUGGGAUUGGGGGAGGGAUGUUGUUGGGAUUUUAUGCAAUAAAGAGAGAACAAGGAAACAGGGUUCUUAAACUACCUUUCACAGGGAAGGGGAAAUGCAUGUUUGUUUCUUUGUCUUGUCAUAGACUUUUGUGUGAUAUGUCUUUGCAAAUAUGAUGUACCCUAUGGUUGAGAAGCAUUGAUGAGAUAUAAGAGGCAAGAGUGAAAAUAGAUGGGUGAAUCAUAAGGCAGAAAACGGCUUCCAUUUAUAAAGUCAUUACCACCUUCCUAGCCACUUUGGUGAAUCCAGAUCACGUUUUUUUUUUCUGUAUGGAUGCUUUUCGUGGAUGCCAGAUGUAUUUAUUCCAGCAGUCUCUUAUUUGCAAGUCACCUAGGCAAAUACUUUUAACAAAAUAAACUGAAGCAAACUUGUAACUAGGCAAGAUAGCACCAAAAAUGGCAAAGGUUAAAAGCUUUCAUAACUUUAAAAAUAAUAGAAUCUUUAUCAUGCUUUAUGAGGAGCGGCUCAAAGUGAUGGGUCUGUUAAGCCUGCAGAAGAGAAGGAUGUGAGGAGACAUGAUAGCCAUGUAUAAAUAUGUGAAAUGAUGUCAUAAGGAAGAGGGGCUGCCUUGGAGACUAGGAUUCGUAGCAAUGGGUUCAAAUUACAGGAAAGCUGUUUUACAGGCACUAUUAACACCUCUCUUGCUGCUCUUCAGGCUACAGUCUUAUAAGACCUAAUUGGAACGGAGACCCACAAACUCUUAUGGGCAUACUUCUGAGAUUAUAUGUUUCAUCUUGGGAUGUUUAUAGUGUUCCCUCACUACUUCGCGGUUCGCUUUUCGUGGAUUCGCUGUUUCUUGGUUUUUCAAUAAACUUUAGAAGACUAUUAUAAAUCAUAAAAAAUAUAAUUUACAGCCUAAGGAAGGGAGGAAGGAGAAGCCAAAGGGAGAGAAAAGGAUCCCAAGCAGCAACAGGAGGAGAAGGAGGCAAUUUAUCAACAUAUAAAAUAGUGUAUAACUACUAAAAUAAUAUUAAAAUAAAUAUAGCGUCCCUACUUUGCGGAUUUUCAUUUAUUGCAGGUGGUCUUGGAAUGCAAUAAGUGAGGAACACUGUAAUUCAUGAUAGCAGGGUGAAUGCUGUGCCUAUGCUAAAAAUACCAUCCUCACCCGACUGUUGAAAUUGAGGGAUAUUAGCACAAGCUUUCUGCAUCAGUGUCAUGCUUGCUUUUAGUCCAACUGCUCAGAUUACAGGAAAGGGAUUCAAUAUGUUUAUAAAUUUAUUAUGAAAGGAAGCGUCUCAUCUGAAACCAUUAAUGUUUUUGUAAGGAGGUCACAUGCACACACUCAUACAGGGGGACAAAAAUAGCCUAACCCGUUUAGAGUCACGUUUUAAUGGAGGGAAAUUGGCAUCCAUUGUGGACUAUAAUGCUAACAUCACAGCUUCAUUUGCACUAAAACAGGCCUGUGAUGAAUGCUUUUUUCUCAUAUUAAUAAAUCCAAAGAAUGGAAAUGGGACCUCAAUUAUUGUAACAAGCUCUAUUAUCCUAUAUCUCCUCAAAGAUAAGUAUCUUUUCUUUCAUUCGGCUUUUAUCAACAACCCAAGGAGAAAAUAUUCUCUCAAAAUUACCAUAGCCCAAAGAUAUUAAAAGCCAUUACAUUAUUUACUGCAUUUAUCCACUUAACGUUUUGUGUGCGUCAGACUCCACUAUUACUAGAAUUAUUUAUGACUGAUGGUCAAUUUAUGUUCAACGUAGGGCUCAUUCAAGGUCCCAUGGGAUUCAACAUCUCAUGCAAAGCAAAAGUAGGAAACUUCUGGCUCUCCAGAUGUCUCAGUUUUGGAAGCUCUAGCAGCAUGGUCAAUGACUGCAGGGUUUAUAGUUCAAAAUAUAAAUAUGGGUCAGAGUAUUCCCAUCCUUUUUUUAAAUAUAAUUUUUAUUGACAAGUUGUUUUCUAUUAGAUAUAAUACAGCAACAGUAGAAAUACAACAAAAAAAAAAAUAGACGAGAAUGGGGAAAGAAAAGGAAAGACGAGGAUAAGAGAUGGAAAAGGAGAGAGAGAAAAGAAAGAAAAAAAUACAUAUAAAAACAUUAUAUGCAUUUUGACUUUCAUUUACUUCAUGGUGUUGUAUAAAAAAGAUUUCACAUAAACCUAGUGUACUUACUAUUGUUUCUUCAAGCAUCCCUUUUUUAUCACUAGUACUUCAGGAACAACAAUUUUUCUUCUCUCUCAUUUAUUCAGAUUAAUAUCUUAAUUUUUUUCCCCGUUUUUUAAAUAUUCUUUGAUCCCAUCCUGACAUGCUGCUCCCUCUUCUAGCAGUGUCUGCAGCCAGGUCACAGUUUACUUGGUCACAAGAAAGCUAAACAAUUGAGUCUUUUAAAUGAGAUGACAUUCUAACUAGAAUUUUGCAGACAUGCACAAUUUUAUAUGUAGUUUGUUUCAUAUAUUUGACUCAAGAAACAGGACCCAGAAUGUGGCUGUGGCUGUCCCUAUAAUGCCUGUCAGUUGGGGAUUGUUCUUGAUGGCUCCCAUUGAGUCUAUAGAGAGAAGGCUUAAUAGUAGCUAUAGUGUUUGGAAAAGUCUCCAGGCUCCCUUAGCCAUUUGGAAAGUAUAAUCCAGAAGCAUAACUUUCUGAAACUCUGCAUUCUCCUCACUAUAUAAUAUUUUAUAUUUACUAUGUCCAGUGUAAGUGGAUAGCUUUCAACCAACAGUCCAGCAGUCCAGGAGAGCAGAAAUCUGUCAACUGCCUACAGUGGGUAAUCCAGCCUUCUUCACCAAUAGGUAUAUAUACAUAUAUACAUAUAUAUACAUAUGCAUAUAUACAUAUAUAUAUAUCUGUAGCAUUUCUCUGCACACAAUGAUGGAGAUGAUAUGCAUAGUCAUUUAUAAGUUCCCCCGCCACACAUAAUUUCAUUAAUCAUUUUUUUGGAUUUACUAUUUAUUUAUUUUUUAAUUCAUUCAAAUAUACAUACAUUUGCGAGUGUUUGUUGCAUACAGUGCAAUACUUUCCAGCGAUUAGUCUUUCAUAAUCAUUUCUCACAUAAUAUAUUUUUAAUAAGAGGUCACAGUCUUCUAUUUAAAUAGUACAUAUAAAGGUAUAGGCUCCAAAUUAAUAUCCAUUUCCUCCUUGCCCACACUCUUAUAGCUUCCCCUAUUUACAUUUUUAGAUUAAUUUUACAUUGAGAUAUUGGAUCAUUGGUUGCCAUUCAUUAAUAAAGUUCUCUACAUUUCAUUAAUCAUUUUAAACCAUGGAUGAUUGAGAAAUUAAGUCCCGAUGUUUCAGGUUAGGCUGUAAAUCUUUGUUUUGUUCUUAGUUGGGAGAAUGGACAUCGAAAACUUCAAAAUUCCAUCCUUCUGUAGUGAGACUUGAUUUUUUGUGUUCUGUUACUUUUUUUGCAAAAAUUGUACAAAAAUAGGACUUUGUGUGAAAAAAUGAUGGUCAGAAUGCUGUAUCAGUUCACACUGUACUUAACCAAAUAAGUUUUCCUGGCCUGACCAUGCUCUGAUCAUCAUCAGAAUAGACAUCUUUGUCGUCAUGUAGCUGAUGAAUGAUAAAGCAGGGUUGCUGUGUGUUUUCCGGGCUGUAUGGCCAUGUUCCAGAAGUAUUCUCUCCUGACGUUUAACCCACAUUAAUGGCAGACAUCCUCAGAGGUUGUGAGGAUGCCUGUCAUAGAUGUGGGUGAAACGUCAGGAGAGAAUACUUCUGGAACAUGGCCAUAUAGCUCGGAAAACACACAACAACCCCGUGAUUCCGGCCAUGAAAGCCUUCAACAACACAAUGAUAAAGCAGUUACUCUUUCAAGUUUCACAAUCACUACUUAUUCACAAUUUUGACACUACUGCCUCGAUUGUAACCCCUUCCCCAACUUACUUUACUACGGGAGAAGGAGAUCAUGCUCAAAGAGAUUAGGCCAAGAGAAGUUAAUUAGAUCCCAUUCUUGACAUGCUUCUCUUUUUUCGCUUUCUUAGCUAAGUAGAAUCUGAUACAGAAUUUUCAUGCUUUUUGCACAAAACACAAUAAAAAGGAAGGGGAGUCUGCUGCAUUUCCCCCCUGCCCACAAGAGUGAAGAAAUUUUAUUGGCUGAGGAAAUUUUCCUCUUGAGGUAUGAGGAAUUUUGUAUUUUUUUAAACAUUCUUAAUUCCAAUGUAAACAGAGCUUACCAGCCCCUACCAGACAAAUGAGCAGAAAAGAACAAAGCGUUUCAGGGUUUUUUUUUGCACUUUCUCAAUUCUGAAACACUGUUUUUCAUUUUAGAAAAAUAACCUUCAAAUGCAUGUUUUGAGAAGAAAUAGUUUAGAACUGUGUAUUUUAAAGAGGAAAUAAAAAGUGAACAUUUUCACACAUACAAAUUGAUGUCGAAAUGGAAUAGCAGAAACAUGAUAUAUGUGAGAGAAUGAAAACAGAUUCAUGCAUGCGACCCUACUUUAUAUAGUCUAGUUCUUUAAUAUAUAAACUUCUGCUACAUAGGUGCUUGCUCUCAUAGAGAAUAAAAAAAUCCUUGAAAAAAACCAUAGAGUAAGUAAGCAAAAUGGAAGCAACAGGAAGGGGCUGCAAAGUGUGAAGUCUCUCUAAGCCAGUGGUUCUCAACAUGUGGGUCCCCAGAUGUUGGUCCUCAACUCCAAGAAAUCCUAACAGCUGGUAAACUGGUUGGGAUUUCUGGGAGUUGUAGGAGACCCACAGGUAGAGAACCACUGCUCUAAGCACUGCAACUUUUUGGGUACAGUUUAGUUGAGUCCGUUCAUGAUUGGAUAGAUGUACCUUCCUUGGUAAAUAUGUGUUCUCUGGUAUAAAGCAUUUUUGUGUCUUAUGCUAUAUAUAUUAUGGUAGAAUAACAUAUAAAAUAUGCCAGUGUGGUGUUAAUGUUGCAUUUUGUGUGCACUAUUUGGUAGUGGAAGUUUUCAAGUUCUCCUAGGCUUCCUGUUACUCAAAGCAGCAUAAUCGAGCACACUGAACUGAGUAUUCCUUGAUAUAGUUAAGUAAGUAAAAUAAAAUAAUAUGUUUACAACUUAACAGAGCAAUAUCAAAACAUACCUUAUGCCAAUCCCUCAGUGCCUCUCCUCCCUUGCAGCUGCAGCUCUGCUCCUAUGCCACACUGGCAAACACCUUGCUUCAAUUCUCUUCCUCCUGCCAAAGGACUUUGCAUACUGCAUUUUUCAUACCAAGUGAACCAUAGUCUUUGGAAGCAACCCUAAAGGCUAUACAGCUAGAUUUAACAGUCUCAUGAAGGGGCUCUUGAGACAGGCUUGUAAAAUGCAUCUUCUCCUUCCCUUCUUCCUGCAACCAUUUCAUGCAUGCUUUGAUAUUGGUGACAUGUUCAAGGGGAAAAAUUGUUUUCCAACACUGGUUUUAAAAAUGUCAUCCUCUAAGUGUGUGCAGUUUUGUGUUUUAAACUCACAUGAAUCAUAGCACUAUAUGACUGAAAGAAUAAAAUGCUGAAUGGAUUUAUAUGGGAGUGAGCACCAUUUUGUUGAAAAGUAAAUAAUAAAACUUUAAUACUCA
Molecule: messenger RNA, 9855 nt
Organism: Anolis carolinensis (green anole)
Lineage: Eukaryota; Metazoa; Chordata; Lepidosauria; Squamata; Anolidae
Gene: rgs8
Product: regulator of G protein signaling 8
Exons: 6
Coding region: 764-1303 (179 amino acids)
Source: RefSeq, a predicted model, not a curated record